Molecule: messenger RNA, 2669 nt
Organism: Misgurnus anguillicaudatus (oriental weatherfish)
Lineage: Eukaryota; Metazoa; Chordata; Actinopteri; Cypriniformes; Cobitidae
Source: RefSeq, a predicted model, not a curated record
CACGAUCGGCGAUAUUGGCUAAAAAUAGCUUGAUCGGUGAACCCCAAAAGCGCCGAUCAUGUGACGUAAAGUACUCGCGCGAGUUUUUCCACACGUGCACGCUCGGCGCACAGGUAAACAACAGCAGAGCGGAGCUUACUGGUGGCAACAUGAGUUCUCCCGUCUGGAAGUUUUUCAAAGUGUCCAAAAAAGACGUAAAGUUAGCCGUUUGCAAUGUAUGUCGUGAUGAAAUCCCUCGAGGUGGAAGCAAGCAACGGCAUUUUAAUACCACUAACAUGAUUAGGCAUCUUAGAACACGCCAUACAACUGAAUAUGCCGAGUAUGAGAAACUAAACCAGCCGAAGCCAACAACAUCCCCAUCCCUCAACCAGACGACUGUGAGUGAUGCAUUUAAACGACGUGAACCAUACAGCAGGGAUAGUACGAAUUGGAAAGACGUCACGUUAAAAAUUAUGAAAUUCAUUUGCCUCGACGAACAACCUUUAUCCGUUGUGGAGGAUAAAGGGUUCCGUCGCCUGCUAAACUGCCUUGAUCCACGAUACGACCCCCCAGGUAGGAAAUACCUAACUGAUGUGUGUCUCCCCACGCUGUACCAAACAGUGAACACAAACAUUGACAGGCUUCUGAAGGAUAGUGUAUAUAUUAGCUUCACAAGCGAUAUAUGGAGUGCAGACGCAUGUCCAAUGUCCCUGCUAAGCUUAACCGCACACUUUAUUGACUCAAACUUCGAAAGACACAACAUUGUGCUACACUGUCAGGAUUUCACGGGGUCACAUUCUGCGGAGGCUUUGGUGAACGCAUUUAGCGGCAUGUUUCAGUCACGGGGAAUCCAAAGAGAACAAAUCCACGCAAUUUUAACAGACAACGCCAAAAACAUGCAGAAAGCAAUGAGAGACGCAGAUUUCCCUGGCCUGCCGUGUGUGGCACACACUCUCCAGCUUGUUGUGCAUGAGGGGCUAUUAUCCCAGCGAAGUAUUUUGGAUAUCACAGCCUCGGGGAGACGCAUCGUCGGGCACUUUAAGCAUUCUCCGUUGGCAUAUUCCCGGCUGGAAAAUGUUCAAAAGCAACUCGGCCAGCCGAUUAAAAAACUCCGCCAGGAUGUGUCCACUCGAUGGAACAGUACAUUGUACAUGUUCCAAAGUCUGUUAGAACAGAAACUGGCGCUUGCAGCCUAUGCUGCAGAACACGAAUUGCCAUGCACGCUCACAAUUCACCAGUGGAAAUUAAUUGAAAAUAUGGUCUCUAUCCUCGCCCCAUUUGAAGAGCUCACGCAACAGAUCAGCGCAUCAACUGCGUCCGCCACGGAUGUGAUUCCGUGUAUAAGGGCUCUCACCCGACUCUUGGAGAAAACGGUGGAGUCUGACCAUGGUGUGAAAACAUCCAAAACAGUACUACUGGAAGCUGUCAGAAGACGAUUCGCUGAUACUGAUACACAGAAGCUAUAUGCAAUUGCCACGAUGCUAGAUCCAAGAUACAAAGACAGAUACUUUCCAGAGGAUCUCAAACCAACUGUGCGUGAUCUGUUUCGGGACGUUGUUACAGCCCAUUGCCACACUGAACUGCCAAGUACAAGCAGCGUGGAAGUGCCCGGUUCCAGCAGGUCAACAGAAAAAAGCCCAUCAGCUUGCUCUUUACAGGCAAUGUUUGCUGAACUAGUGGAGGAGGAUACAGGACAAAAUGAUGAGGAAAUCACGGUCGUCUCGCAGAUCAACCACUAUCUAGUAGAGGCCUUAAUGCCACGCAGUGGACAGCCACUUGCUUAUUGGCAGGCGAAUAAAGGCCGCUUCCCUGCACUUGCACAGGCAGCAAGAGCAUAUCUUUUGUUCACCAUGCACAAGUGUGGAUAGUGAGCGACUGUUUAGCACUGCUGCAAGUGUUAUUGAUGACAAAAGAAACCGGCUGACAUCAAAAAAUGCGGAGAUGCUCAUAGUCAUCAAGCGAAACUUGCCUUUUAUGAUUGAGACCUGAAGGAUUUUGUACUCUGUGUUAGGAGGCUGAUGCCCAGCAUGUUUUGGUUUGAAAACAUUUUGUGGCCAGUAAUUUAAUUUUAAUAUAUUAAAAAUUUUAUUUACAUUUUACAAGUAAUCUGGGCCUAUGUAAACUCAUACCAUCCCAAGUUCAUCUGGUUGGUAACUAUCUGCUGGCCUCAUUUUUUCUCUCCCUUGUUAUUUAGAAAGGAUGUCAUUGGCUUACAGUAGCUUACAUUAUUUUAUUUUUUGGAUCUGAUGUAGUUGGUUCCUCAGACAGCUACAUCAAAUGUUCAUAAUAACAACAGAAAAAAACACUUGCCAUAGUUUUGUCCUUUGUGGCAGUAAGCAGUUUUAGUGUAACAGUUUUACAUUUUGCUGCCAACUAUAAAAUGUAAUCAUUGUAUUAAGAGGCUACUUCCCAUUAAUCGGAUCUGAUGUGUGUUGGUCUGCCUGACCCCUCUUUGUUUGGAAUAAUUUACUAAGUUACUCUGUCUUAUUUGGGAAAGAUGGCCUACAGUAGCCUUAAGUUCUCAUUUUCUAAAAUAAACACUUGGUGGUUCUUCAAGAUCUUGACUGUAGCCUAUUUAUACAUUGUUUUCCUCAAUACAGUUAAUUUAGAGUUAAUUUCAUUUCUAAAAAUGCUGCAAACCCUGCUAGAUUACAGAUAAAAGAUUCCCAUUCCCCUGCCAUUAUGUGAUC